AUGGCCAGCCUGGACCAAGGCAGUCCGAUGGCCAGUCCAUCGACCCCGUCGCGUCGUCUGAACAAACAUGAACGACUGAAAAUGAUAUCACAAAUCUCAAUACUCGACGCAACAAUGGACGGAAAGAUAGUGGUCAGUCUGAAAAUUGAAGACUGCCCUUUUGUAGAUGACAGCUCGUUGUCUCUACUUUCCAUGCCAGAUGGACCGUUCUUGAAGAAGGAGCCCAUUACGCCAGCGUUUCACUCAUUCGUGAUCACAGUACAGAAUGGACAGAGAAUUUACGGAGGCAGCUACAUUUACGGGUUCAAGCAGAUUGCCCGCAGUCAGGAGAGUGACGAGCACAAUGUGGUGUACAUGAGUCGGGCCCUGGUGGCCAUCACCAUCCGCCCUAUCGUCGACCAGCUGAAGAAACUGCUCGAGUGGUGCGUCAAUGAGGGAGGCAGCAAUCCAAAGUGGCUCCGCUGUCUGGCCAACAUUCGCCUGCCCCAGAAGGGCAAGUGCAUCCUUAUUCAUCUACCCGACGCAAAGGCCAUCACAACAAGCAAACACCCUCACCAUGAAGGAUCAUCACUUCUCAGCAGUCCAUCACGAAGUGAGAACUCACUCAGAAGCAUCAGCAACGACAGUGCCAAGUCGGUGGCCAUUUUCCGCCCCUUCAGCAUCUUUCCGCUCUUUGACUACUCAUUUCGACGUUUACUGGAAAUCCUCAGCAUCGACAACCUCCUCCUCAUCUUCACCUGUGCACUGAAUGAGGUGCAAAUUCUCAUCGUAGGCCACUCCUACUAUCACCUAAUGUUGAUCUCCGAGUGCAUCAUCGCACUGCUGAACCCCUUCAAGUGGCAGCACGUCUACGUGCCCAUACUGCCGAGCAAACUGGGCCUGCACUACCUGGACGCUCCAACGCCCUUCAUCAUGGGCGUCAACUCACGUAUUCGCAACUUCAUCAAGACGAGCAAGAUUGCCUGCUUCGUCGACUGUGAUAAUCAUAAGGUCGAGCUUAACAUGGACCCCUUUACGCUCUUCGUCCCGCCCUUCAUUGAGGAACUUCGCACUGAACUGCAGGAAGUCGUCAACAGCGACCCUCGACUAUGCUCAAACUUUCAGCGAAGCGACGCACUGAAAAGGGUGUCGGAGCUGGCACACAAGUACAUCAUCUCAGAGAGCUUUACGUACCUCGAUGACACGAAACUAAAUCAAAGAAUUCGUAUUAUAUUUUUCAAAAAGCUAAAGAAGCACAUUCUCAACAAAUAUCAGCAUUUCAUUGCAUACGUUUCGGAGAAGAAGGAGCAAAUCAAGUUUGAUUCUGUCGCCUACUUGUCAGACCAACCUCUAGUGAUAAGGCCAUUUCUGCAGCACUUUGUUGAAACGCAAAUGUUUGCAACGUUCAUUGACGAGGCGGGAAAGACACUAACCAAAAAGCAGCGAAGUUACUUCAACGAGACGAACAUGGUUGACUCAAUGUACAUCUACGAGGACGACUACGAGGAGAUGGACUUUACCAUUUACUCGGAUAAAAUGAUUGAGGCACGCGUCAAUAGCGCACAAGUCAUAAACCUCGCCGAGUUGGAAGAUUUGCCCAGCUCUGCCAGCUUACUGCCAGUCGUAAUGUCACCGUGCAAAAAGCGACUACAGGUCAACUUGUCGG
Rhagoletis zephyria (snowberry fruit fly) is the source of this 1645-nucleotide messenger RNA. The record is from RefSeq and is a predicted model, not a curated record. Lineage: Eukaryota; Metazoa; Arthropoda; Insecta; Diptera; Tephritidae.